AAUGUGCCUUAUGCGUCAUGAGGAUGCUGACAAGGAAUAUUUGCAGUUUGCUAAGAUUCAAAGCCCGAGCUUUCCCCUUCUACGAUACGGGAAAGGAAAUUAUUCAUUGUGUGGGUGGGGGUAUCAAUGCAUUCGUCCUUGGGAGGAUUUGGAGUUUGGCGGCUAUUGAGAAAUACCAGAGAGGAAGAGAAGGCUAUAUGAACCACCUCCUAAAUUUCGGUACUGCAGAUAGAUGUAUGUAUAAGCAAAUUAAGCAUAUGAUUUGUUUUUGAAAGAAAGCCUCUGGUUUUGUGUGAUGGAAAAUGGAAGUGGUCAGAAAGUAGAUCAGUCCAGACUUCUGGAUAACUUACCGAAAGGGUUAGGGAAUCUGCAGUUUGAUUAUAUAGGUGUGUUGAAAUAAAUGGUAGGGUUGGAUUUUAGAAAGGGGACCGCAUUUCCCAUUCACUGAUCUGUGCUGUGAAGAGGAAACGGCAUCAUCUGAAGCAGCGGGCCAAUUGAGUAAAUGUUUUCAGAGACUGGUUACUUUUUUUCGCUGGGUUUGAAACCCUUUGCCUGAAGAGUCUCUUUGAACUUGGAAGAAAACAGUGCUCUUUUUCAUCCAACAAAAUUAUAUAUAUAUAUAUAUAUAUAUAUAUUUGGAGGCAUCUCAUUUAGCUUGUGGACUUCCUUGGGAUCCAGUGAUGGAGAUGCUUCUGGGACUACUCUUUCUGUUUGUGGACAUUUUGGGAUCCAGAGUUACUGAUGAACGCUUGAGAACUGAAGUUCUUGAACUCAUGGCGGCAUCUCGGCUUAUCGAUGGACACAACGAUCUCCCCAUGAAAUUAAGAUGGUUUCACCAGAACAAGCUAAGCACAAUUGAUUUGAAGAAACUCAGCAAUACCAACACAAACAUCGAGAAGCUCCAAGCUGGCCAUGUUGGGGGGCAGUUUUGGUCGGUGUACGUUAUCUGCAGUGCACAGAACAAAGACGCUGUACGUUUGACACUAGAACAAAUUGAUGUGGUCAAACGAAUGUGUGAAGACUAUGAAGAGCUGGAAUUGCUGACAUCUUCAGAGGGCAUUGAGAAUCUUAGCCACACUAAGAUAGGAUGCUUGAUUGGCAUUGAAGGUGGUCAUUCCAUUGAUAGCAGUCUGGCCACCUUGAGGAUGUUCUACGAUCUGGGGGUUCGCUACAUGACUUUGACGCAUAUGUGCAACACUCCCUGGGCCGAAACAUCGACGAGAGGCAAAUAUGAUUUCUAUCCUGGUGUUAAAGGCUUGACUCCUUUUGGCUUUGAAGUGGUGAAGGAGAUGAACCGCCUGGGAAUGAUGGUAGACCUAUCUCACACGUCUCAUGAGACAGCAAAAAAUGUUCUCAGGGUCUCCAAAGCACCUGUCAUUUUCAGCCAUUCUUCUGCCUAUGCUGUCUACCACAACUCCAGGAACGUUCCAGAUGAUAUUCUCCUUAAGCUUAAACAGAACCAUGGAAUUAUAAUGGUGACAUUCCCUGCGAAGUUUUUUGCUCAUGACAUUAAUACAGUUAACAUUUCAACUGUUGCAGAUCAUUUUGACCACAUAAAGAAAAUUGCAGGUUCGGUUUCAAUAGGAAUUGGCGGUGACUAUGAUGGAGAAUUUCGAUUUCCUAAGGGGCUGGAAGAUGUCUCAAAAUAUCCAAACUUAAUUGAAGAACUGCUGAGGAGAGGCUGGACCAAGGAGGAACUUCGUGGCGUUCUGAGGGAGAACUUUCUUCGUGUUUUCAAAGAAGUAGAAAAUGUGAAGAAGAGCUUGCAAGAGAAGGCAAGUGAAGUAGAAAUCCCACUUGAACAGGUGGAUCAAGACUGUCGCCUACAGCUGAGACCUCCAGCUUCACCAAGGAACAAUUCCUGUAGAUUGAUUUGCAUGGGGCUACUCAAGAGCCUUGUCUUCACUCUGGGAAUGUACAUGAUGCUACCCUGAUCUUGAUUCUGACGAUGGUGCCAAGGGCUGCUUCUUCCAAAGUUAAGAUACAGUAGUUACGAAGAACAACACUACUAAUUGCCACUGAGUCUGGGACCUUCAAUGCUUCCUGCUUCAUUUUGCACAAAAGGCUAAAAGAAGGAGCCAAAGCAGUGGUGCGGUUCAAAAAGUUUCUACUACCGGUUCUGUGGGCAUGGCUUGGUGGGCAUGGCAUGGCUUGGGGGGCAUGGCAGGGGAAGGAUACUGCAAAAUCCCCAUUCCCUCCCUACCCCACUAACCUGCUUU
Messenger RNA from Pseudonaja textilis, 2219 nucleotides. Lineage: Eukaryota; Metazoa; Chordata; Lepidosauria; Squamata; Elapidae. The record is from RefSeq and is a predicted model, not a curated record.